AUGAUAGUCGCUUUGCUUAUAUCACUGUAUUUGGUUCAGCUCGCCAACACUCAACAGCCGCCGCUGUUUCCUCCAGUUAUACCUUCGAAAAAGAAAGUUAUCAAUAUUGGAGCACUAUUUGUUGACGAUAACUCUAUCUACUCACCCUAUGUCGGCUACACUGGCAGUAUAGGAGCACUCUAUCUCGCAAUCGACAGCAUUCGCGACAAACACCUUCUUGAUGGCUUUACUUUCAACGUUACUGUCCGUUACGACAACUGCGUUGAAAGAAAUGCGGCCGGCUACACAUUUGAGCUAAUUCGAGACUAUAAAGUGGACAUUAUCAUUGGCCCGACCUGUAACGUUCGUGAGUAA
This is a messenger RNA of Strongylus vulgaris, 354 nucleotides long. The record is from the annotation of a GenBank genome assembly. NCBI's taxonomy places the organism in Eukaryota, Metazoa, Nematoda, Chromadorea, Rhabditida, Strongylidae.